CUCCUCUCUCAUCUUAGCACUAUACCAUAACCCAGAGUUCUUCCCUUCUCUAUCUGAUCUUAUACUUUUACACAUCCCGUCCUUUCCAAGCUCUUUUGCAACAUGUUUAUCUCUAAGCUCUCGGCCCUGCCGCUUCUAUACGGCAUCGUGGCCGCUUCUCCCUUUUCUCCUUCGGCCAAUCUAGUCCCGCGGGCAGCGUGUGCCGGCAACACGGCCACUACCAGAAGCCAAUGGUGUGACUUAUCCAUUGAUACCGACUUUCAGAAUGUGGUCCCAGACACCGGGGUGACCCGGGAGUAUUGGCUCGAAUUGACCGAUGUGGUCGUUUCUCCGGAUGGUGUCUCCCGCUCAGCCAUGGCCGUCAAUGGUUCUAUUCCUGGACCAACUCUCUUUGCGGAUUGGGGUGAUAACGUUAUUGUCCAUGUCACGAACCAGUUGACAACUUCCAAUAACGGCACUUCAAUUCACUGGCACGGAAUCCGCCAGAACUAUACGAAUGAGGCUGAUGGAGUUGCUUCCAUCACCCAGUGCCCAACUGCGCCCGGAGAGACUAUAACAUACACCUGGAGAGCAACCCAAUAUGGAUCAACCUGGUACCACUCUCACUUCUCGCUCCAAGCAUGGCAGGGCAUUGCCGGGGGUCUCAUCAUCAAUGGCCCAGCCACGGCGAACUACGAUGAAGAUGCUGGAAUGGUAAUCCUCUCCGACUGGAGCCACCGAACUGUGGACGAGCUGUGGACUGAAGCACAGACAAGCGGCCCGCCGGAGCUGCAGAAUGGGCUCAUUAACGGAACCAACGUCUACAAUAGUAGUGGCUCGAGGUUCCAAAUGGACUUCGUGUCCGGGACUUCUUACCGGAUCAGACUCGUAAACGCUGCCAUCGACACUCACUUCAAGUUCUCCAUCGACAACCACACUCUCCAAGUCAUCGCAGCUGAUCUCGUCCCGGUUGUGCCGUAUGAGACAACUUCGAUCGACAUCGGCAUGGGGCAACGUUACGAUGUCAUCGUCCAGGCCAAUCAAUCUGCCGUAGCAGACAGUUUCUGGAUGCGAGCUAUUCCCCAGUCAGCGUGUUCUGAGAACGAAAGUGCGGAUAACAUCCGCGGUAUCAUCCGAUAUACCUCCGAUGCAGCUGAGCCGACCACUACUGGCUACGCCUACACUGAUUCGUGCGACGACGAGACUGACAACCUGGUCCCGUACAUCUCGAAGACGGUCGGCACUGCCACCCAGACUGUUACUGAGAACGCCGCCGUCACCACUAUCAACAGCACCCUCUUCCGAUGGACCUUGAACAGCACGACUAUGCUUGUGGACUGGGGUAACCCCAGCCUUCUGUCCGUCAUCAACGGCGUGACCGAGUUCGAGGAUGAUGAUGCUGUGAUCGACCUGCCCCAGGUAGACGAAUGGUUCUACCUCGCCAUCGAUACCGACUUGCCUGUUCCCCAUCCGAUCCAUCUCCACGGCCACGAUUUCUACAUUCUUGCCCAGGGCACAGGUUCUUAUUCCAGCGAUACCGUGCUCAACACUAGCAACCCCCCUCGCCGAGACGUCGCUAUGUUGCCCGCGAGCGGACACCUCGUAAUGGCUUGGCAGACGGACAACCCGGGAGUCUGGCUCCUCCACUGCCACAUCGGCUGGCAUACGAGCGAAGGAUUCGGUCUGCAGUUUGUGGAGAGAUAUGAUGAGAUCUCGAACUUGACGAAUGCCGCGACCCUGGGCGACAGCUGCUCGACAUGGUCGGCAUUCCAGAGCGCUAACAGCAUCCACCAGGAAGACUCGGGAAUAUAAACGGGGUGCUCUAACAUAGAGGCAUGUAUAUUUAGUUGUUGCGAAGGCUGGUCAAGGAGAGAGGCUUUGAAAGUGUUAGUCAGGAACUAGGGAACUCUCCAGUCGUUACAAAUAUUACAGUCAUGGAAUGUUCGCUCUUUAGACUGGCUUUGUUCUAACGUAUCUCAUCUCGGAUUUCGUUCCGAAAUACCUCUGAGUUCUUAGAAUGUAAGAAGCGGUUGCAUGAGAUCAUAGUAAUAAGACUAACACAUUUACACUCG
Molecule: messenger RNA, 2051 nt
Organism: Durotheca rogersii
Lineage: Eukaryota; Fungi; Ascomycota; Sordariomycetes; Xylariales; Xylariaceae
Product: multicopper oxidase
Exons: 8
Coding region: 103-1791 (562 amino acids)
Molecular function (GO): oxidoreductase activity; copper ion binding
Source: RefSeq, a predicted model, not a curated record